This is a messenger RNA of Lactuca virosa, 1111 nucleotides long. Lineage: Eukaryota; Viridiplantae; Streptophyta; Magnoliopsida; Asterales; Asteraceae. The record is from the annotation of a GenBank genome assembly.
AGAGAGAGAGAGAGAGAGAGAGAGAGAGAUAAAGAGAAGCAUUUCCAAGAGAGAAGAAGCUCUUGUUUAUUAUACCUGAAAUUACUCAUCGGCAGAUAGUUUAAGUUGCCGUUGAUGGCCAUGGUCGACAAUAGACCUCCGUCUGAAGGCGGCGGAGGCAAAGUUUGGGGAUUAUUUAAGCUGCCGUUUCGAAACACAGGUAGCAGUACGACGCACACGACGACGUCGUCUUCAACGUAUCAAACUGAAGGAUCGAACACUCAGAACAUCAAUAACCAUCAAGGCUUGAGUGCGAGCAACUCUGUCUCUUCGGUGGCUAGAUCUCUGCUUCCGACACGCCGUCGUCUUCGGCUCGAUCCAAGCAAUAAGCUAUACUUUCCCUAUGAACCUGGUAAGCAAGUCCAAAGUGCUAUCAAGAUAAAAAACACCAGCAAGUCUCAUGUUGCUUUCAAGUUUCAAACAACUGCACCAAAGAGCUGUUUCAUGCGUCCCCCUGGUGCUAUUCUUGCUCCUGGAGAGACUAUAAUUGCAACCGUUUUCAAGUUUGUGGAGCCUCCAGAGAACAAUGAAAAACAAAUGGACCAAAAGAGAAAAGUGAAAUUCAAAAUCAUGAGUCUGAAAGUUAAAGGAGUCAUGGAUUAUGUGCCUGAGUUGUUUGAAGAGCAAAAAGAUCAUGUGGCUGUGGAGCGGAUAUUGCAAGUUGUAUUCCUUGAUGCCGAACGUCCAAGCCCCGCUUUGGAAAAAUUGAAGCGGCAGUUAGCAGAAGCGGAGGCUGCUCUUGAAUCCAACAAGAAACCUGUAGAGGAACCCGGCCCAAAGAUCAUCAAUGAAGGCCUUGUCAUAGAUGAAUGGAAAGAAAGAAGAGAGAGAUAUCUGGCUCGACAACAAGUUGAAGGUGUUGACUCAGUAUGAUAAAAAAAAAGUUCGUUUCUUAAAUCAUAAUCGUGUAUUUUUUUUUUUAAAUUAAUUUUAUUUUAAAUGUUUAUGUUGCUUUGUUUCCCCCACUCAUGCUAAGGUUGCAUAAAACGGGUGGGUGGUGAUGUUUUAACGUAUUUUUAAUGUAAAAAGCUUUUGUGAAUUCAAUUCGUGACUUAAGAAAGAUAUAUAUGGC